UCCUCUUCUCUCCCACGCACACGCAGCCUGUCCCGACACAGGCAAGCAGGCACGCACCCCUUCUCCUCGCCACUGUGCUUUUUCUGCCGGGGCCACAGAGACACGCCGCGUGAAGUCCACGACGGACGACAAAUGGAUGAAAUGACUUUCGAGAUGAGCUCUGACGCUCCCUCAUCCUUUCAGUGUUUACUUUUAGACUUGUGUCAGCAGUUUUUCAUGUUCUUUUCCUUUAGUUGACUGUCACGCUUGAAGUUGGAACUUUUAAAGAUUAUUUGAAAAAAGGAGCAGGAUAGCCAGAAGCACUUCCAGUGCUUUGAGAUGGAGCGAGAAGAAGGGAAAGUCUCUGUGUGGGUCUGCCGGGAAGAGAAGCUGGUCUCCGGGCUGACGAAGAGGACCACAUGCGCCAAUGUGGUCCAAGUCCUGCUGGAGGACCAGAACCUGCGGGAAGGUGUCUCAGCGGGGAUGCUGUCCGGACCCCCUCAGUCCUAUUGCGUGGUGGAGAAAUGGAGGGGCUUCGAAAGGAUUUUACCAAACAAGACCAAAAUCCUCCGACUGUGGAGCGCCUGGGGGGACGAGCAGGAGAACGUCUGCUUCGUCCUGGUCAAGAAUGACGCGUCGCUUCCCAACAACGGGCCCCGGAGUGCUGAAGCGAGGGUGGUCCAGCGGCGGGAGAAUUGGGGUGCCGGCGGGGUGUCCUGCUGGACCACCACGCCCUGCACCAACUUGUCCCGGGAGAGGCAAAGGCGCAUUGUGAGAAAGGCCUUCAGAAAGUUGGAUAAGAUGAACAAAAAGAAGGAGCAGGCUCUUGGUAAAGAUAAGAGUGCGGUGGAGAAGAUGGAGACUUUGGUCCACUUGGUGCUUUCUCAGGAUCACACCAUCCGCCAGCAGGUCCAGAGACUGAAAGAGCUGGAUAAGGAGAUCGAGAGCUACGAGUCGAAGGUGCACUUUGAGCGCAUGAAGAGACACGGGGUGAACUAUGUGCAGGACACCUACUUGGAGGACUCGUCCUCCUUCCCGGAAGACUGGGCGCGCAAAGUCACUCCGGAAGCACUGGCCCAGUUUGAAGAGUACGCACGCCGUUGCGAGGAGGUCGGGAGGCUGCAGGAGGAGCUGACGGAGCGAGAAGCGCUCGUCGAGAGCAUUACCGCGGAGAUCCAGGAGGAGCUCAACCGUAGGUGGAUGAAGCGACGGCGGGAGGAGAGGGGCCAAGAGGAAAAUGUGUCGCAAGUGUGCCUCUCUGCCCCACCCGUCCUCCAGAAUAUGUCUGGAGAAGAGGUGGCCUUGGAGGGGGAGAGGAUCAAAACGCAGCUGAAAACCAGCCUCUACAUUGGGCUGAGACUCAAGACAGACCUGGACGGCAUGAGGGGGGACUUGGACCUGAGUCUUGCACUUUGGGAGAGCAAGGAGACUGAACUGCUGGACCUACUGGCCAAAGUGGAAACUCUGGAAAUUGAUCAGGUGAACACCAAACUGGAUGAUGAGGAAGAAGAAGAAGAUGAUGAUGAUGAUGAUGAUGACAAUGAGGAUGAUGAGGAUGCAAAAGCAGAUAAGGGUGCAGUGGUGUCAGCAGAGAAGAACAGCAUUUGGGUGGAGCAGCCCCGAGGACUGUCAAAGACCUGCAGCGUCAACGACGAGGACUCGGACACAGGUCUGAGCUCCAUGCACAGUCAGGACUCUGACAACCCUCCUGUAUGUGAGUCUCUGGUCUAAACUGGAACACAUGGACUUGGGGCAGGGGAAUAAAGUAAACCUCAGUGCAAAGUAAUCCAUUUUAGUGUUAGCAGAGGAAGCUUGACUUUUUGCCUGACUUUUUUUUGGUUGUUGCAUGAGGCGAGUUCAAAAAGUGCCACUUCUCAGGCUACCGUAUUAAUUCUGUCACAGUCAACUGCAUAGAUAUGUAAAUUAGAAUAUUUGAAAUGGCAGGCGUCAAACGCAAAGGUGUCUAAGGCAAAACAUGUCAACUUCAUGUUUCGUGCUAAAAUCAUUACAAAUUGCAAAUUGUCUACACUUCAACAUUAAAACACUGCAAGCUUCUUCUUUUUUUUUUUUUUUUGUAACAAAACCCCCUAUGAGGCUUGUCUGUGACCUUAUUGUAAGAUGGUGUUUAAGAUUAGUUUAGCCCAGUCUAAAAAUCAACCCAGUGCAGAAAAGCCAGCUCCUCUGGCUGAGUUCAUCAGCCAAAGAAACAGCUCUGAGCGUGUCACUCGAGGCUCUGUCAGAGGUGACUGUCUCAUUCCUCUGCGCAGGAGCACUUUCAGUAAGUCAGCCUGGUCAGUGAGGAGCGCUGGUGAGUGGAACUCAGUACCUAAGGAGGUUAAACUGCUUACAACAUACAAGGCCUUCACAAAAAAACUGAAAAUGUGGCUAGUUAACACCUAUAGCUGCCAACACUAAAAGACAAGUAUGUUAUGUUGUCUUUUUGUUAUGAUCAAAAAAAUUAUGGUUUUAUUCUCUCUUAAUAGUAUAGUUUGAUUAUGUAUCCUGUAUUAUAAUGUCUUGUAGAUGUAUUUUACUGCUUUUUUACAUCAUGGCCAGGGGACUACAGAUGAAAACUAGCCUUCUGGCUAAUUCUGGCUUUUUUAACCAUGUGUACUUCAUGUGUUUUAUGAAAUUGCAUUGUCCCCUUUCAAAAAUAAACUGAACUGAACUGAAAAGUUUGUUGUUUCUUUAAAACAACUAUUGGGGGCUUUAUAAAGGACAUAAGCAUAAUAGUGGUCAUUGCAGUUGUCCUUGGUGGAAACAGUUGAAAGUUUCAUCCAUCCAAUUCUGUGUCAUUGUCUGUAAUUGUUCAGAUUCUUUUAGUUACAGUUACUUCUCUUCACUACUGACAAAUAUCAACUUCUCUCUCUACUAAUGACCACCUUGAUGCAGCUAAUUGACCUGUAUUUACAAGAAUGACAGUUGUUUUCAGUUAACAUUUUGAAUAUUUUACACCAGUUACACCAGUGAUUCUGAAAUAUGAUUAUUAUUAUAAUUUUUUUUUUUUCAUCCUGGUCUUGAAUGACCUACCAGGUCUUUACUUUUGAUUCUUACUGUAUGCACAGUAAGUCUAAACCCAUGUAACAUUAGAUUACUUCUGGAAACAGAUAUUUCCGUAAAGGUAUUUUAGGCCUUGUUUUAUUAUCCCUAAACACGACCUAUCCAUAUGUUUUGCAGAUAAGCAGACUGUUGUGUUGACAAAUCCUACAUGUCUGAUGGUUUAAUUGCUAAAUACCUUUGUAACCCCGGUAAGAGUACUAAUAUGGUUUAUGUGGCAUUAGCGGCCUUGCGUGGAGCUAAUUUAAGGGCCAUUUAGUUUGGCCACAACAUGGCAACAUCUUGCGCUUUCAUAAACGCUGGCUCUAGAUCAGCGACUCCAUGUACUAUACACUCAGACAUGCAAUCAGCUGCACUGUGACAGCAUUACACCACAUAAUUACAUGACUUGAACGUGUUGAAAUAAACAGCAAAAACUCUG
Phyllopteryx taeniolatus (common seadragon) is the source of this 3457-nucleotide messenger RNA. Its product is annotated as ras association domain-containing protein 10-like. Gene Ontology annotation, biological process: signal transduction. Bases 319 to 1710 code for a protein of 463 amino acids. The transcript has a single exon. The record is from RefSeq and is a predicted model, not a curated record. NCBI's taxonomy places the organism in Eukaryota, Metazoa, Chordata, Actinopteri, Syngnathiformes, Syngnathidae.